Recurvomyces mirabilis is the source of this 2112-nucleotide messenger RNA. RefSeq names its product glutamine-dependent NAD(+) synthetase (gene QNS1). The transcript is spliced from 2 exons. Lineage: Eukaryota; Fungi; Ascomycota; Dothideomycetes; Mycosphaerellales; Teratosphaeriaceae. Gene Ontology annotation, molecular function: glutaminase activity; ATP binding; NAD+ synthase (glutamine-hydrolyzing) activity. Gene Ontology annotation, cellular component: cytoplasm. The record is from RefSeq and is a predicted model, not a curated record. Gene Ontology annotation, biological process: NAD+ biosynthetic process. The coding region runs from base 1 to 2112 and encodes 703 amino acids.
AUGACACGAAAGUGUGUCCUAGCCACGUGUCAGUUGAAUCAAUGGGUGCUCGACUACGACGGCAACAAACAGCGCAUAGUCCAAGCCAUAAGAGAGGCAAAGUCGAAGAAAGCAACACUGGUCUUGACACCUGAGCUAUGCAUACCCGGCUACGGCUUGCUCGACCACUGGCUUGAAAAUGAUGUCUACACGAAUUCUUGGGAUAUCGUGGCUGAAAUUAUCACACAUCGGGACUGCCAGGACAUCAUCAUUGACCUUGGACUGCCUGUCCAGCAUCUCGGCUGCCGCUACAAUGCGCGUCUAAUUGCUUUGAAUGGUGAGGUCCUUGCUAUCAGGCCGAAGCUGGAUUUGUGUAACGAUGGAAACUUUCGUGAGAUGCGUUACUUCACCCCUUGGCCGAGGGGACGAGUAGACCACUACAAACUACCUGGUGUGAUCCGCACAUUACCACGAGGGCAGAGGACAUGUCGUAUUGGCGAGGUAGCAUUCGAGACCGAGGAUGCAAGCUUCGCGUCGGAGACGUGUGAGGAGCUCUGGACGCCAAAUUCGCCGCAUACUCUGUACAGUCUGGCUGGGGUCGAAAUCAUAUUGAACUCCAGUGGAAGUCAUCACGAGCUCCGAAAACUCGAUACGAGGAUCAACUUGAUACUGGAAGCUACGGCGAAGACUGGCGGGGUGUACAUGUACUCCAACCAGAGAGGCUGUGAUGGUGAUAGGCUAUACUACGAUGGCUGCAGUCUGAUCAUGAAUUCCGGGAAAGUGGUUGCACAAGGCUCGCAAUUCUCAUUACGGGAUGUAGAGGUGCAGAUUGCGAUGGUAGAUCUGGAUGAGAUCUGGUCGUAUAGGACUUCGCCAAGUCGUGGUAUGCAGGCGAAUGAGCCUAGCGUACAGAAGUUGGAGCGAGUUCAUGUCGACUUUCGGCUGUGUGGCAGGAUUGCGGAUCCUAGAGCAGCUCUGGCCUCUACUAUCGAGCCCCGCUAUCAUCUACCAGAGGAGGAGAUUGCUCUGGGUCCAGCAUGCUGGCUGUGGGACUACCUGCGGCGAUCGAGAGCAGCCGGCUUCCUUGUGCCGCUCAGUGGAGGUAUCGAUAGCUGUGCCACAGCGACAAUCGUCUUCAGCAUGUGCCGACUGGUCAUCGCGGAAGCACGAGCUGGCAACGAGGUUGUCCUGGCGGAUGCGCAAAGGCUGUACGGCGAAGGCUUCACGAGCAGUACUACGCCGCAACAACUGUGCAACAAGAUCUUCACCACCGUCUUUAUGGGCAUGAAAGUGCAGUCUUCGAAAGAGACUCGCGGCCGCGCCAAAGACCUGGCAGCAGCGAUUGGAUCGUACCACAUCGACACAAACAUCGACACCAUGGUCUCAGCUCUCCACGGAGUCGUAGCAAGCACACUCAACUUCGAGCCCAAAUUCAAAGUUCACGGCGGCACACAGACCGAGAACCUCGCCCUUCAGAACUUCCAAUCCCGCUCACGAAUGGUUUUAGCCUACGCCCUCGGCCAACUAAUCCCACACUCUCGCGGCGUCGCAGGUGGUCUCCUCAUCCUCGGUUCCGCCAACGUAGACGAAUGCCUACGCGGCUACCUGACCAAAUAUGACGCCUCAUCUGCCGACAUCAACCCAAUCGGCGGCAUCUCCAAGACCGACCUCAAACGCUUCAUAGCCUGGGCCGAAACCAACUUCACCCUCCCAAUCCUCCACGAAUUUCUCGACGCCGUACCUACAGCUGAACUCGAACCCAUAACAGAGACAUACGUCCAGUCCGAUGAAGCAGACAUGGGUUUCACGUACGACGAACUCUCCAUUCUGGGCCGUCUCCGCAAGACCUUCAAGUUAGGCACUGUUGCGAUGUUCGAGCGCCUACUGGUGGAGUGGAACGACCGGGCGCCGCGGGAUGUGUAUAAGAAGGUGCGAGAUUUCAUGUAUUAUUAUGCGAUUAACAGGCAUAAGAUGACUACUAUGACGCCCGGGUUGUAUUUGGAGAGUUAUACGCCGGAUGAUAACCGGUUCGAUCUGAGGCCGUUCUUGUAUCCGAGGUUUGGGUUCGAGUAUAGGAAGAUUGAGAAUAUGCUUAAGAAGAUGGAAGAAGGGGAAGCAGGCGUGGAUGCUUGA